Messenger RNA from Eleginops maclovinus (Patagonian blennie), 7530 nucleotides. It is a transcript of the gene rc3h2, whose product is annotated as ring finger and CCCH-type domains 2. Gene Ontology annotation, molecular function: RNA stem-loop binding; ubiquitin protein ligase activity; mRNA binding. Gene Ontology annotation, cellular component: cytoplasmic stress granule. Gene Ontology annotation, biological process: ubiquitin-dependent protein catabolic process; nuclear-transcribed mRNA catabolic process, deadenylation-dependent decay; protein polyubiquitination. The record is from RefSeq and is a predicted model, not a curated record. NCBI's taxonomy places the organism in Eukaryota, Metazoa, Chordata, Actinopteri, Perciformes, Eleginopidae.
UUGCCCCUUUACAUCUUUUUAUCCUUGCUCACAAUAUUAAAAUAGGGCCCCGCGCCGCUAUAUCGAAAAUUACUCUAAAGCAUUGUUGUUAAACUGUCGGAGUAAACAUAACCGUGUUUCGGGCAGAGUACGCAGGAUGUGUGUAGGAGUGCAGCAGGUCUCCGCCUGUGCAGCCCAGCGGUGAGGCUGAGGCGCAGUUCAGGCACCAUCACCGGCGGAGCGAUACCACCAUCUCCUCUCAGCCCCGGUUUAUCAGACGGAGAGUGUGUGGCUCACUGUACCUGAGAGAACCGUGAUGUACCAUCGAAAAGGGAGCAGAGGAUCAAAACUAGACCAAGGCUGUCUCUAACGCUUUGAGAUGCAGAGGCGUAUCGCUCCAACGUUACGAAUUAUCUCCCUGAGCUGGCUGCUGCUGGUUUUUAACAACUGAUGAAGAUAUAUUUUUUAAUUUUGAUGCGCUUCUGUGGAUGAAUAUGUUUAUUCUGGUGCUGUGGUGUACUGCGUGAGUCAUCGUCGGCGAGCGGGAGCUGUUGUCAGGGCUCGUUGACAUGUGUUCCCCCUGAGCUCGGUGGAGCCUCCCUCGGUGGUGUAGUGGCAGGAUGCCAGUGCAGGCGGCCCAGUGGACGGAGUUCCUGUCCUGUCCCAUCUGCUACAAUGAGUUUGACAGCAGCGGCCACCAGCCCAUCAGCCUGGGCUGCUCCCACACGGUGUGUAAGACCUGCCUACACAAACUCCACCGCAAGGCCUGCCCCUUCGACCAGACACCCAUCAGCACCGACAUCGACCUGCUGCCGGUCAACUGUGCCCUGCUGCAGCUGGUUGGAGCUCAGGUCCCAGAUGUGCAGCCGGUGAGCCUGAGCAGUGCAGCAGAAGUCGAGAACUAUGAGGCGUGCAAGGUGUUCGUGGAAGAGCUGGCUCUCUACCUGAAACCCAUCAGCGGAACAAAAGAACUGUCACCUUCUGCAGGUGUGGCGACUCUGAGUCCCAGUGUGCUUAGCCGGCCGAUGCAGAGGAAGCUGGUGACCUUGGUGAACUGCCAGCUGGUGGAGGAAGAGGGCCGUGUGCGGGCAGUGCGGGCAGGCAGGUCCCUUGGGGAAAGAACCGUAACCGAGCUCAUCCUGCAGCACCAGAACCCCCAGCAGCUCUCUGCCAACCUCUGGGCAGCGGUGAGGGCGCGGGGCUGCCAGUUCCUGGGACCUGCUAUGCAAGAAGACGCUCUGAAACUAGUUUUGCUGGCUCUGGAGGACGGCUCAGCUUUGUCCAGGAAGGUGUUGGUUUUGUUUGUAGUUCAAAAGCUCGAGGCUCGCUUCCCCCAGGCCUCCAAAACCAGCAUAGGGCACGUGGUGCAGCUCCUCUACAGGGCCUCCUGCUUCAAGGUGACUAAGCGAGAUGAAGACUCCUCGCUGAUGCAGUUGAAAGAAGAGUUUCGAACCUACGAGGCUCUCCGGAGAGAACAUGACGCUCAGAUUGUCCACAUCGCCAUGGAGGCAGGACUACGAAUUUCACCCGAGCAGUGGUCCUCUCUGUUGUACGGAGAUUUGGUCCACAAAUCACAUAUGCAGUCCAUUAUAGACAAGUUGCAGUCUCCGGAGUCGUUUGCCAAAAGCGUUCAGGAACUGACAAUCGUUCUUCAGAGGACAGGAGACCCUGCCAACCUCACAAGCCUUAGACCGCACCUAGAACUGCUUGCCAACAUAGACCACAACCCAGAUGCCCCGGCACCAUCAUGGGAGGAGCUGGAAAGUGUGAUGCUAGCUGUGAAGUUGGUAGUUCAUGGACUUGUGGAAUUCAUACAGAACUUCAGCAAGAAGAGCCACGACACUCCACAGCCUCAGGCCAACAGCAAGUACAAGACCAGCAUGUGCAGAGACCUGCGUCAGCAGGGAGGCUGUCCCCGAGGAACCAACUGUACUUUUGCACACACACAGGAUGAACUGGAAAAAUUCAGACUGAGAAACAAGAAGAGCAUCAGCUCUGGCCGUGCAUUCCCGUUGUCACCAGGGGUUAUGGGUAAAACCUUCACCAUGGAGGGCGGCAUCCAUGAAGAUUUGUCUGCAGGCGUGGGGCAGGGGCUCAAAGACACAGGGGAGGACAUGGCCUCCAUGACAGAGGGAUUGCCCAGCCUGAGUAACCCACAACUGAUCUCUCGAGGGUCUGACAUGAUGGAGGAAAUAAAGAGGGUGGUGCCAAAUGGAUCCAAUGGACCUAACGGGUCCAACGGGCUAUCCAGCAGAAACACGGGGUCAACUGAAAAGAAGCCCAUCUCACCUCCCACGACUCCGGUCAGCCACUCCUCAGCUUCAUCUCCCUUGACAACAGCAGGGCGGGGUGAUGGUGGCGCUCCUUUGCCCAAACAUGGUCAGUUUGUGCUGCGUGCACCGCAUCCCUCUGAGGCGUCAGAGCUGUAUUAUCAGGAGUCCCACUCUGCAUACGACACGCCACAUUAUCAACCAACCUCAGGUUCCUACUACCAAUCCUCUCUCCAUCCUCCUCACAAACCCUGCAUGGCCCGCUUCCUUCGAUCCUCUAACGUCCCAGAAUCCUCUCUCCCGCCCUCGAUUGGCCCGCCGCCAUCUUCCUAUCCCAAUGACCCACAUGCACCACACCCACCUUCCUCUUCUUCUUCAGGCUUCCCUCCCAGAGAUAGGAUGGGACCUCCUGCCUUUCACCACCACCCGGGGCAGCCUCAGUACGGCCCUCUGGCUCCUGCUCACGGUGUUUAUGCUCCACUCUAUGACAGCAGGAGAGUCUGGAGGCCUCAGCUGUACCACAGGGAGGAUGCCAGGAGCAACUCGCUGCCUCCGGAAGUGCUGCAUUCCUCCGUCUACCAGCCUCCACUCAGGGAGAGAUUCAACUCUUUAGACAGCAACUACUGCUCCGGGAGUGAACACCGUGCAGGACUACACAGGGAUUAUGGCCGCAUUCCUCUCGGCUACGAGGAUUUGUUCAGGAGGAAGCAGGAACAGUGGGCUCAUCAUCGCCACCAUCACAAUGCCAACAGGCUCCAGUCCUCCCCCAUCUUCACCAUCGAUUUUGGAGCUGAGCAUGUGGAAGGCAGCGGAGGUCAGUGCAUGGGGUGCAGGUAUAGAGGUGAGGAGAGUUUAGCCCACUACUCUCCGUGGUCCUGUGGUACCAUCGGCACCUGCCUCAGCCCCUUUGAGCCUGAAACACUCGCACACACAUCGGCUCACUCCUGCUCAGAGCACUCGGAGUUGGACAGUAACGGAGGUGGAGGAGGUGUUGUAAGCAGUAGUGGUGUUGGAAAGCGAUGGCUUCAUUCAUUAGAUCAUUAUCGGCGCUUGAAGGACGAAGACCCGAUCAUUCCCUUUAGUGAGGGGCCCAUUAUCUCAAAGUGGGGGGCCAUAUCCAGGGCAUCUCGCACGGGCUACCACACCACCGACCCCAUCCAAGCUACGGCCUGCCAGGGGAGCGCCAACACCACUCCCAUAAACUUUAAAGAUUACAACCACCACUUGGAUCACAGUGACUACAGGUGGAGCUCCAGAGGAUCAGACUCUUCCAGCCACUCCAGUUUCCUGGAGAGCGAGCAGCUUUGCGCAUCAGAUCUUCACUGCCGUCGAACGUCCAUUAGCAGUGGAGAGAAAAUCGUGUCUGACCUUCAGGCACGUCAGUUUGCCUACAGCCGGGAGCGGGGCCGGGCUGAGAGCGAACCAGACCCGGAGCGAGACAUUGAGCUCGAACUGUGCGCUCUUGACAUGGAGGACUCAGACCACCAGGAGAUCAAGUCUCAGGACUCUUUAGACAUGGCCGCCCCACAGUCUCAGGAUGCUUCCCACUUCCUCCCUCCACCCUGCUCCUCUCCCCUCCUCUCUUCUCCUGUGGAGGAGCUUUCCCAAACAGAAGGUACUCUGACAGAAAAGAUGGACACUCACCUGCUGAAAAAGAUGGCCUUCAGGAAGUCUUUGUCUCCUGGAGGCUUGGUCUCAGGAGGUCUUGGCGUUGGCAAGCUAGUCCUGCGGACUGGAUCUCCUCGACUGGGGGACACUUCUACCCGGGCUUGUCCUGAGACAACCGGGACAGAGAUGCUGCUCAAUGGAAGCUAAGGGGAUACAAAGUCAGACAUUGAUCUGCGGCAAGCGAGAGCCGAGUGGCUUGCCCACUUUCAGAUGGGGGUACCAUUUAUUUCCAGCUUUAUCAAUCAUAUGCCAGAAAACAGCACACAUAUCAUCCUGCCCCCUAAGUCACUAUUAUUAAAAAAUAUACAGCUCCAUAAAUAAUUAGGUGAUAACAAUACCUAUGAAGGCAAAGAUCCUCUCGUCUUAGAUACAGAACUUUUCCUCUAUUUAUUCUAUAUUUCUUACCAUACUCUAUUCUUCUCCCAAUAUUGAUGGUGGUUACCUGAUAAAGUAAACCUAAAUAAUUUACUAAAAUAAGUUAUAAUUGAAUAUAUAUUAAUGUGUUACUAAUAUAAUUGGCUGAAUGUAAAUGCUCACUAGCUUGUGUCUGUUUCCUCCAAAGCAGGCGUUUGUUGGUGACAUUAUCCAAAGCUAUAUUUGAUAAAAAAACAGCAUUUAUUUAUUCCUUUUUGACACCAUGAAUGAAUAUUUGACAAUAAUGUUUAAUUAUUAUUGCUCUCUCUUUAAAUCGUAAUGCAUUUGUUUUCAUAAUCCAAUUUACAUGGUAAUGCCCUAAUUCAGCUCAGUUCUCUUAAUUUAGUGAAUAGCCUUUGUUGUAUUGCUUCUUAACACAAAAUAUAGAGAUAGAUAGGACAAUACUGAUAAAAAAAAGAGCACUCCACUCCGAAAUACAGGUCUCUAUUACUCCAACACUUUGACAAGCUAAUUAUUUCAUAGGUGGAACCCUGAGUUCCCUUGACUGUCAUGAUAUCACACAACACAAUCACACAGUUAUAAAUCUAAAGUGUUAAUCACUGGAGGUUAGGAGGGAUGAAAACAAAACAAAGAUGUUUGCCGAUUUGUACGCAAGCAAAUGUGCCUGUAGUGGUUCUGGCAUUUAAUACCACUGACUGUAAGUUAGGAAAAGUCUCACACUGCUCUUUCUCUCUCACACAUUCACCCACAGAAGUCACAAACAUGCAACGCAGUGGCCUUUCUUUCCUUGGUGUAACAUUGGGCUCUAAGCUGUCAGACACCUGUCCUGUUUCAGAGGUGUUACCUUGAUCUCGAUCUCCAAAAACUGGAAAUUCCAAUUUUUUUGUAAGCUCAUAGCAUUUGGUGUGCUUUCCAGUCUGAUCACCUUAACGUACAAUGUAAACAAUAUUCAGAGGUCAUGUUUUUAAAACUGAAGCUCUCGAAAGUGGGUAACACCACUUCUCGUAUUUCUUCAAGCUGUAUCUUUGUUUUACUUUUUUAAAAGUCUUUGGUUUCUUUUAUUUGAUGCAUUGCUAACUUCUGUGAAGUUGUUUGCCGGCGUAUUUUGUAUCAGGAUCUUUGUUACUCUUUUUUUUGUUUGCUAUGUUUCACAUCACAAACAGACAAAAUGAAUUGUGUUGUCUGAUGUUUCUCUGUGUUUUGCCUGCCAUUUAAUACAUUAGACUGUCUAGUUUACUGUCAUUUUGUGCGGUAUGGGAGAUUUACAUGAAGCCCAGCCCGCCUGGACGGAGCCUACAUAUACAAGAUUUAAAAGUCAUGGCUUUUAAUUACACCUUUUUAAAAAUCCUAUAAGAUUUGUAAAGAAGAACAAUCGUUCCAGUUUCCAAUCCCAUUUUAGAGGAUGGCAGAAUGUCCGUACGUGUCAGGAUUGCUUAUCGACUUUCAAGUUAAAACUUCAUUAACCUGAAUAGAAAAUGAAAUAGUGGUCUGUUAAACGUUUUGGUUUUUUUUCUCUUAUCUUCCACCCACACAGCGGGUAGAUAGGGAAGAAUCGGAAUGAACAAUUUGUGUUAAUACUCUUUUGAAAACUCCGAUGUUCUGUAGGGUAUAUUUCUGAGAUGAAGUCCUGAAAUUAGCUCAGUUAUCUACUAUCGCUCUGCAUCUGUUUACAACUUCACCUCUGAAGUCAUAUAAGUGCCAUGUUGUGUACAGUACCGUACAAUCCCUGCUAUUUUCAGACAGCUUUUCAUAUCCCUCCAGUGUAAACUAUGUGAGGAGGGAAAGGCUUAGUCGAGUUGAUGAGUGAGACACUUCUUGUGUAUUUCUGCUUUGUUCCAUAAGAGGAGGCUAGAUCCGUUCUCGUCUGAAUUGCUCAGGGAAGACUUAACUUGCUCAGCUACUUUUGUUUUUUCUAUAUUCAUCACUUAAAUAUUCUGUAGAAGUGUUAACCUGGAUUUCACUUGCUGAUAAAUCACCCUACCAUUCAAAGCAUAAAGGGUUAAAGAUUAUAUUGUUUGCCAGUGUUUACUUUGCUUUUGCCUCUCAGUAUCAAUAUUGGCUUUGCUAUUCCUGUGCCCAUGGGAAGGGCUGGGCACUAUAUGUUAAAGCAGUAUGGUGAGUAUUGACGUCGAAGUGAUACACCCUGUUUCCAUCAAAGUUUCCAGGGCAUUGAUGUAGUGGUCAUUUGCACUGCACUAAUUCCUGCCCAUUUACACCCAACUUUCCCUCCCUCCACCAAUCCAUCCGCCCUGCAUUCGGCUUCAUGCAUGCGAUAUAGUCCCUCUUGUGAUGGCGGAGGAGUAUUGAUGAUUCUGUAGUUGUGAUACAACACACCCAGCGCUGUAAGAGUUCUGCACAUGCCCACUGUGUGGCCACGUCAAGUGCUGAAGUCUGCUUGCAGCAUUUUACUUGUUUGCUCAUGAAAAUAAUUCUUGUUUGAUAGAGAUUAUAUUAUAGUUAUGACUAUUAUUGUUAUGACCACAUUUGAUUGUCGUUGUGGUAUUUUUCCUUCUAGGUAUAAGUCAGCUUCUUUGUUUUGAAUUGAGAAUUUGCUGAAGUUUUUUAUUAGAUAAAAAAAGUGUCUCAUUAUUCUAUAUUAUAUGGGGGAAAAGCCUGUUUGUUGAUCGUGAGACAUAUGAUGUUUUCUGACUAUUCAUGUCUGUAUUAGACAUUUUAUUUGCAAAUCUAUUGUUCGAUUGAAAUGUAAAUGAACUAUUAAGAGAUGGUACACAUCUAUCAUUGUAUACAGUCUGGCACCAUCAUUAGAUGGACUUAUAUUAUAGACGCUCAUUUAUACGACCUGUAAUAAUCCGAUAUAUUUAAAUGUUUAAAUCAUAGGGGCUGUUGUGUAAUGUUUCGGAAUGAGGAAAAUUUAAACUCCUUAAGAGACAGCAUAUCUUAAAUGUCCCUCUAAUAAAUAAUACUGUUACGUAUUCCAUUUAUUUCCUUGGAAAUAUCACAUUGUGAAAGGAAUCCCUUUUACUGACCUUACGAUAAUGCAGGACUGGAGUUAGUCAAACCUAUGAUGAGACUGAUUUAUGUGCUUUUAAUGAUCGAUGAAACUGUUUGGGUGUUGUUAACUGACUGAUUAUUCUGUGCAUUUUAUGGCUCGUUCAUCUAUAUUACACUGAAUUACAGACAGCUUGGCCGAGCAGCAUAAGGCUUCUGUGUUGCACUAAGAGAUGGAAAUAUGAAAAGGCACAUUAAAUGCAUGCCACAAUAAACCAACAGAAUGUCA